UUUUUUUUUUUAUUAUUUUAUUUUUCUUCUCACUUUGUACGUUUACUUUGAUUUACUUAUAACUUAUCUAUUUAUCUAAUAGUUAUAAACUUUCAAAACGGUUGGCUUCAAAUUGUCGGUCAUCUCACGCAAUGGAAAGCUCUCACUGCAACAGCAACAGCAAUAAUAGUUAUCUUGAUCGUGAACUAGAAGAUGGUCCUUUGUUCCGAGCAACUCUAGCUCAGUUAGAAAACCGAACAGGUGCUCUGAAAGCAAACGUGAAACGUCUCUUGAAAACAGCAAGUCAAUCAUUAGAAGCGAAACAACAAUGGUUAAAGGCUGACAUCAAUUUUGUGGAUGCUUUACGUGACAUGCCAAGUCUCGAUCCUCUGUCAACUCAUUAUCUCGACCAAGCAUGGAAAGAACUAUUGGAUCAAAGAGAACGACUGGCUUUUUCUAUGCAAUCUUUACUCAUUUCUCCUUUACAAAAACUGUACGAUCUGGAUAUCAAAACAGCUGAUAUCAAGCGACGACAAUUUGAAGAAGAAAGCAAAGAUUAUUAUGCAUUACUCUCCAAGUAUCUCUCUAUCAAAUCGACUUGUCCUUCAUAUGAUCAAAGCAACUCAACUUCAAACUACAACAACAAUAAUGCCAAGAAAAAGGAACAACGAAAAUCUCUUGAACUGGAAGCCAAGCAUACUGCCAAGCAGCGACACUUUGAUCUGGUACGAUUUGACUAUUACAAUUUUUUGAUGGAUCUGAAUGGUGGCAAGAAGGAACAAGAAAUUCUGUUUCAUUUACUUACUUUUGAACAACGGGAAUAUGAUUUUUAUCAAUCAGUUGCAAAAGGUUUAGCUCGAUGGAAACCUGGAUUGGAUGAACUGGCUUCACUUAUGGCUCAAGCUUCUUCUGAACAAUGUAUUGUCAACAAAGAUCGAUUGGAAAAGCGCCGUCAAUUGGAAUCAAAAUGUUUACAGGAUGAAUUUGAUACCACUAUUACAUCGGAUUCUUUAUCUCAACAAGAACCUAGGCGGAGUAUUUCAUCUACAAGAGAUCUAUCAAAAUCUCAACAACAACAACAACCACCUAUCUCACCGCGGUCACAAAUGUCAUUCUUCGAUUCUGAAACUACAACAAGUAUCAAUAGCUUUUCUUCUGCAUCAUGUUUAUCUCCUGAUAGGCGCCGAACAUCAAUGGAUCCUUCAUCAAAUUACAAAGAUAUACCUAAAGAUGAAAAUCAACAAGCCAAUCGACGUAAAGAAGGAUUUUUAUUCUCACCUGGACGACCAACAAAAUCCAAUCCUGGCACUGGAAGUAUUUGGCAUAAACACUGGUCAGUCCUCAGUGGCGGACAACUUUAUGAAUACAGCAAUUGGAAAAAACAACUUGAGCCUCACAACGAUCCUAUCGACCUACGUUUCGCAACAGUACGGGAAGCAAGGAAUAGUGACAGACGCUUUUGUUUUGAAGUGAUCACUCCUCAUUUCAGUCGUGUCUAUCAAGCAACAUCACAGGAAGACAUGCAAAGCUGGAUUCAAUCGAUUUGUAAUGCUAUUGAAAGCGCGUUGAAUGGUGGAAAUUCUUCAGGUUUGGAUCUUUCUUCGAACAACAAUUUGAUACCAACAGUACCAAGUAAUGUAGAUGAUGAACAUGCCAAGACUUUAUUGGAUCGUGCGACAACUGGAGAAGGAAACAGAAGGAAAUCCUGGAAGGAUCAUGGAAAAUCUCUAACUGUGGCGUUGAAUGGAUUAAGACGCAAGAAACUUCAUAGUGCUCCCUCUUACCCUGCUACUGAUGUUUACCAUGCCAUCACAUCACCUCCUUCAUCAAGUGACAUCUCUGGCAACAAACCAAAAGUACCUAUUUUGACAUUACUACGAGAAAAUCCCUCCAACAAUUGGUGUGCUGACUGUGGGGCCAAAAAUCCUGAUUGGUGUUCAUUGAAUUUAGGUGUUGUCAUUUGUAUUGAUUGUUCUGGUAUUCACCGAAGUAUGGGAACACAUAUCAGCAAAAUUCGAUCUCUCACUUUGGAUACUGCUUCAUAUACAGCAGAUGUAGUAAAAAUGUUACAGCAGCUAGGAAACGACAAAACAAAUGCGAUACUGGAAGCAAACUUGGGGGAAGACUUUCAAAAAGUGACCAUGAAUGACUCUAGUGCAGCAAAACAAGCCUUUAUUCGCGACAAGUAUGAAUUACAUCGAUUUGUAAAGUAUCCUUUUGAAUCAUCCUUCGAUAAUCACAGUGACACGCUUCUUCAACUUCUUUUCCAUGCCUUGGACAAGGAUGAUAUACCGUUAGCUUUGAAUGCAUUGUUACUUGGUGCAGAUCCCAAUGGUCAACAAUCCUCACAGUCUUCAAUACCAACGCAUCCUCAGCAAGGUAGUGAAACGGAGCAAGUCAUUUUACCAGUAUUGGAUAUCGAUGGUAAUCUUGUACAUGAUCGGACAACAAGUGUUUUCCUUCCAUUACCACAGCAUCCUCAUCAGCAACAACAAGAACAUAGUAAUAAUAAUAUCAACAUGACUACUGUCCGCUAUGCUUUACAUUUUGCUCUUUUACACCCACGUAAGAAUGAUGACGAUGAUCAAAAUACAAUGGUAUUCCCAAUGGCAGAAUUACUUUUACAAAAUGGUGCUCGAUUGGAUUACAUUGAUACAGCAACUGGAUACGAAGUGUCGGAUUUAUUAUCAUUUGGGGACAACUUGUCAGAUCAAGCCAUCAAGUAUAUCAAUAACAAGAAUCAAGCACGAGGACGUUCACCUAUCUAUCGUACACCUAUGCCAUCUUCCAUCUCUCCUUCUUGACUCACCUGUUUGAAAAAAAAAAAAAAAUUAUAUCGCCCUUACCUAAUUACUCUCUUUACAAUUGCCUUUGUUAGAAUAUUUAUCCACUCUAUGUACACACUUAGAUAUACCCCUUCUUUUUUUUUAUAUAUAUACAUAUCUAUUCAUUAUUAUAAAUAUAUUCCAAUAAAACUUGUUAUUCUUCAC
Molecule: messenger RNA, 2969 nt
Organism: Halteromyces radiatus
Lineage: Eukaryota; Fungi; Mucoromycota; Mucoromycetes; Mucorales; Cunninghamellaceae
Exons: 2
Coding region: 132-2783 (883 amino acids)
Cellular component (GO): cytoplasm
Molecular function (GO): protein binding; GTPase activator activity
Source: RefSeq, a predicted model, not a curated record